AUGGCGGAGCAGGUCUUGUUCCGGCGUGGGACCGGGCAGAGCGAUGACUCGGAUGUGUGGGACGACACGGCUCUCAUCAAGGCGUACGAUAAGGCGGUGGCCUCCUUCAAGAACGCUUUAAAGAAUGGAGAGUAUUCGGAGGCCUCAGCCAAGCAUGAGCAACGCCUAGGGAUGGAGAGAAAAAACAGUAAAAAGAACAGAAAUCGGAAGAAGAGCAGCACAGUUCCUCUGAAACAGUGGAAAGUUGGUGACAGCUGCAGUGCUGUUUGGUCUGAGGAUGGCAAUGUGUACUUGGCAACUAUCACCUCCAUCAACCGGAAGAGAGGCACCUGUGUUAUAACUUACACAGGAUAUGGAAAUCAGGAAGAGCAGAACCUGUCUGAUCUACUUCUUCCAACCAGCAACGAAACAAAUGAAAAUGAUGUUCCAUGCUCAACAGAUGAAAGUGAAAAGUCUUCCCAGUCCUCUCGAAACAAAAACAACUGCACAAAAGGAAGGUUCCAUCCUCCAAAUCUUCAUUGUUCAACACGGCUAGGAACCCCAGGACUGGGAAGGACUGGAUCAAAAUGGUGGACAUCUCCAUUGUUUUCACCUCUCUGGCCUCCAACCUUCCCAUCAGCACCACCACUGAUUCCUCCUCCACCACAAUUCCCAAGUCCAGAUGCACUUGAGGAUGAUGAAGCCCUGGGGAGCAUGUUGAUGUCCUGGUACAUGAGUGGUUACCACACUGGGUAUUACCUGGGCUUAAAACAAGGUCGUAUGGAAGCAGCGACGGCGAAAGAGUCACAUGCAAAAUAACUGAGUACCCAUCCUUGGUUUGAAGGAUUGUAACUAUUGCAGUUUUGUGCUAAAUGAAGAUCCACCAAUUUGUUUUCAAGGCUCUCAACAAGUUUGGAAUUCAGUGCAGAAGCUGUGAGCUUCAGGACUUCCCACAACCACUUCUGCCCAUGUCCAUUCCUUUGCUAUGAAAUGGUCUUUUCUUGUCCAGGAGGAAGAAAAGUGUUUUACUGCUCUGAUGAAAGGUUAGAACUACAACAUCUCUGCAUCAGGAGUUGCAGCACAGCUGGCUUGAUCCGUGAUGAGCUGCUUGAUUUCUUCAUGCUGCUGUUGGGAAAACAAGGGGUGGUUCAGUGAAAUGCAGCUGUUUCACCCAUGUACACCUCUUGAGGAGCAGCUGCUGCUGUGCAGAUGCAGCUUCUGUAGCUGAGCUUUGUUUUCAGGGCAAGAAACACUUGAGUUGGAUGUGGUUGAGCAGUUCUGUUCUCACUGCUUCAUCACUUGUGCUUUUAGUUGGAAGUCAUCAGUUAGAGUUUUCUGGCAUAUUGUCCAGUUCCUUUUAGGACAAAACUGUAUUCUUUUGGGGAUUUUUUUUU
Indicator indicator is the source of this 1373-nucleotide messenger RNA. It is a transcript of the gene SMN1, whose product is annotated as survival of motor neuron 1, telomeric. Gene Ontology annotation, molecular function: RNA binding. Lineage: Eukaryota; Metazoa; Chordata; Aves; Piciformes; Indicatoridae. The record is from RefSeq and is a predicted model, not a curated record. Gene Ontology annotation, cellular component: cytoplasm; nucleus. Gene Ontology annotation, biological process: mRNA processing. The transcript has 8 exons. The coding region runs from base 1 to 798 and encodes 265 amino acids.